This is a messenger RNA of Nerophis lumbriciformis (worm pipefish), 2830 nucleotides long. RefSeq names its product leucine rich repeat containing 18a (gene lrrc18a). Gene Ontology annotation, molecular function: protein binding. The record is from RefSeq and is a predicted model, not a curated record. Lineage: Eukaryota; Metazoa; Chordata; Actinopteri; Syngnathiformes; Syngnathidae. Gene Ontology annotation, cellular component: cytoplasm.
GGCGCACUGUGUACAACUGACGAGUUGUUGCCCGCGUUCGGGGCGUGUGAGAGCUAAUAGCUAAUAUAUUUCGACAGAAACCCCAACCUGAUAGCUUAAUUAAGUUCACUUUAGUAAGGCUACCGGCAGGAAAACGACUGGAAAAUGUAAACUUCCGUUCGAGUGGAUGUGGAGUUGCCAGCGGCGUUUGUCACGUUGUGCUGUACGUGACCGCGUUCGAUGACGACACAGCUUGAUGACGUCAGACGUAAUCAGUCUGUGGAUUGAUUGGCUAACACAUCCUUACGUCUGUGAAUACAAAACGCCCUAAAUAUAUAUAACAAUUAGAUUUUUUUUUGUUUUUGUUUUUGUUUGACCAAAGUAUCUGAAAUGGAUUCCGGCGAAAGGAUAAAGCAGAAAGCAGGCCACACAGUGGGUUGUUCUACUGACAAACAAGAGCAUUCAUUUGCUCUUGAAAUCUCCUUCCCCCUCUGCGGGCCAGUAACAUGACAAUAAAGUCCUGCUGCCAAGGACCCCCAAGUUGCUAAGUAACAAUGCCAAACAAGAGGAAACUUGCAUUUGUAGUGUGCAGCAUUGGAAACCUUGCAUCCCUGAGCUUUCCUCUCGGUUUUGAGGAGUACAAUCAGCAGGAGAUGCAGCUGUUGGUGUGCAGUUAAAACGGACCACAAUCUCGUCGCUUUGAUAACGGGAAUACAAGAAUAUGCACCAUGGCCAAAAGGAAAGGACCCACCGGGACAAAGGUGACCCUUAAGGAUGCCAAGAAGGCCUUACGGAUGAAGCCCGACGGCUGGCGGAGACUUACGCUUAGCAACAUGGGCAUAACCAUCUUCCCGCAGUGUCUCUUCAAGCUGACUAACAUGGACGAGUUGGAUCUCAGCCGCAACGAGAUUAAAAAACUGCCAGAAGGAAUCGGGAAGCUGUCGUCCCUCAGAUGGUUGGACAUGCACAGCAACAAGCUGGAGUCUGUGCCCGAGUCCAUCGGUCAACUGGUGGGCUUGAACUAUCUCAACCUCUGUAACAAUCGUCUAACCUCGACAGGUUUACCCUCAACGCUGGCUUCCCUUACCAAGUUGAAGAGUCUAAAUCUGGGAUUGAACAAGCUGAAUGCCUUGCUUCCUACUAUGGUCGCUCUCGAGAGUCUCCAAGAGUUAGCCCUAUUUGAUAAUCUCUUCACCAGGCUACCAGAGUUUGUCAAAACGCUAGGCAAUCUGACUAGAGUGAAUAUACAAAGAAAUCCCUUGCUUAAAGUUGUGGAGGACGGCGAGGAGAUGGAAACUGAAAAGUCUGACGACGAGGACAAUGUGUUCCUCGUUCAUGAGAGCAGACUAUGUAAUUUGUGCUUCAAAAAAUGUAAAGACCCCAGGGGAAAUCAUCUGAAAGUAGACUGUGUGAGGUCAAGGUUUGAAGAGAUGAGGUCUUAUUCAGGACUGGUAACACCAAACUCGGUGGCCGCAGUCAAUCAGGACGUGUGGCGAGUCAGAAGCUAGAACGUAGUAUGUUAUUUUUUUAUUUGGUAGCUGCAUGUUUUUGUGACCAUCCAGGUCAUGGUUCAGAAACCAUCGCUAAACAGAGCGGGGGUAUGCCACACCACCUACUCCCCACAUGCAAUGCUUUCCUUUUAUCCCUCCCGAAGAGAUUCAAUAUUUUAGCCUCUUAUAAACCACAUACACAAAACUGCUACCUUUGGUUUCAGGUGACCAUUGCUACAACUGAAUGGAAUGCUAACAAGGGCGGUUCAACCCGAGCUACUGUUGCAGAGGGUCACGCCAAUGUAUCUUAACAACUGUCGUUUUUGCCCCACAACAGAGCAAAGCCAUUCUUGUCGGGACAUCUAGGUACAUGUCCCUACCUUAAUGGAUUAAUACGUUGGAUCCAGCACCAUCCUUUCAAACUAGAGCUGUCCUAUUGAAGUCUGAAAGCAUGAACUGAUGAAGCAUGCUCGACUUCUAAGACACACUAAACAGUGGAUGAAUGUUUUUGAGUAUCUCUUACAUAAGCUCAUGAAUAAAACAAGAACGAAAACUGUCUCAAUACAUUGACAUUAGAUUAUCAUGAUACCUACCUGGCAUUAGCAAUGACAUCAGCAACUCCUCUGCCUUUUAAUGACGAAACCACCUUGCACAACCUGCAAGAGGCAGAUCUGAGGUCAGUUCACUGUCUACUUUCUUUCUAUAUUUGUUCUUGUAAGUAUUACUAUACCUUUUAUAUGCAGAGACAUGAUCUUUAUUUAUGAACACCAAGAAAGCCGAGUGACCAUUUUUCAUGAAGACCUCAAUGGCAUUGUCCUAGGAAACAGAAACAGUCUUUGAUUUGAAAGUACUACCGGUAACUUUAAAGACAAUUCUAAGACAUAGCUAACAACUGUUCAAUAAUGCAAGUUUUGCAUUUGAAAACUAGAAAUCUAAAGCGUUGUUUACCAAACUUUAUUAUUAAAACAAAUACCUUGAUACUGCUCAUACAACUUGGUUUAGGAUAGUCAAAAUACACUCAAACCUCAAUUAUUGUUCCCCCCAUCUUUCGUAUGAUUAGCUUUUCAAUGACAAUUUUCGCCAAAAUUUUGUCUUUGUUUACCGUCUCGGCCAAACAUUGCUUCGAACAAAAAAGUUCAUUUGCCUGCAUAUCAUUCCGCAGAAAUCGGGUUCUCAAAGCAUCCAACACGUGUGCUUAUUUUAUUGAGAGUGAUUGCUAAAUAAGCCACUAUGGGGCCAAAUAAAGUUACAAAGGCCAAUAAUUUAAUUAAAAAGGUGAGGAACACUAUUGGAUUUAAGAAAUAACUUGUAGCAAAGUAUGAAGGUGAUGUUCCCAUGGCCACAUUUCCUCCUUCUGUAUU